Molecule: messenger RNA, 1313 nt
Organism: Corticium candelabrum
Lineage: Eukaryota; Metazoa; Porifera; Homoscleromorpha; Homosclerophorida; Plakinidae
Product: ornithine transcarbamylase, mitochondrial-like
Exons: 9
Coding region: 23-1081 (352 amino acids)
Biological process (GO): L-citrulline biosynthetic process
Cellular component (GO): mitochondrion
Molecular function (GO): amino acid binding; ornithine carbamoyltransferase activity
Source: RefSeq, a predicted model, not a curated record
UACCCCGGAUGUUAAGCUUGCAAUGCUGAGGAAGUUUGCGACAAGUUUCAGAGGCAGUAGCUGUCUGUUUGCACGCCAAUCAUUGAAAAGAAAGCUGUGUGCAGAGGCUGCAGCAGGAGCUGCAAUUGUUGGCCGAGAUUUUCUUAGUCUAAAAGACUUUACUCAAGACGAGAUCAAGCACUUGCUAUGGGUUUCUAGUGAUUUAAAAGCGCGAAUCAAGCAAAAUGGAGAGAUACUGCGUCCACUAGAGGGCAAAACAUUGGGCAUGAUUUUUGAAAAAAGAAGCACUCGGACGAGAGUCUCAACCGAAGUCGGUAUGGCAGUUCUUGGUGGGCAUGCAGUUUUUUUGACAAACGAUGAUAUUCAUUUGGGUGUCAAUGAGUCUCUGAGGGACACAGCUAAUGUGUUAUCGAACUACGUAGACGUGCUGCUUGCUCGGGUCUAUAAACACAGUGACCUUGAUGAGUUGGCCUCACAUGCAUCCAUUCCUAUAGUCAAUGGACUGUCUGAGGUGUAUCACCCUCUUCAGAUACUCGCAGAUCUACAGACUCUUCAGGAGCGGUUUGGAUCGCUGCAUGGCCUCACUGUGUCAUGGGUCGGCGAUGGUAACAAUGUGUUACACUCGUUAAUGAUUGGCUGCAGCAAGAUGGGCAUGCAUGUGAGGGUAGCGACACCGGACGGAUACAAACCGAAUCCGACAGUAAUUCAACAGGCAGAAAUAAUCGGAAAUAAGACAGGAGCUACAUUGUAUCUUACUGACGAUCCUCGGGAUGCCGUCCGUGGAGCUCAAUGUAUUGUUACUGACACUUGGAUAAGUAUGGGACAAGAAGAAGAGGCAAAGCAACGUCUAAAGGCAUUUGAAGGAUAUCAAGUCACAUCACAAUUGUGCGAGUUGGCAAGUCGUGACUGGUGUUUCCUUCACUGUUUACCACGUCAUCAAGAAGAAGUGAGCGACGAAGUUUUCUACUCGGAUCGUUCUCUAGUAUUUCCUGAAGCUGAAAACAGGAAGUGGACAGUCAUGGCUGUUUUACUGUCACUUAUUCAACAACACUGUCCACUUACAACAAAACCAACAUUCUGAAUACGACAGCAAGACAAUGAGUUGCAAAGGGAGGAGUGAGAGAGAGAGCCAUCAUGUGUUAAAGUCAAGACAAUACAUUAACUGCUGUAAAAUUUAUAAAAAAUAAAAAAUAACAUUUUUAAAAAAAAUUGAUUCAACUAUAAAAGUGAAUCAGCUGUCAACAAGACAGUCUAGCAUGUGAGUGGCCAUACAAAUUACGUCACGUGCUGAAUAUGCUUGAUGCCUUGAAUGC